AUGGCCGACAAUGACAGCCCUCCCGAUGAACCCGCGGUCACGCGUGUUGCGCUAGGCGACUGGAGCAGGGACGAAUGUCUAUACAUCCAGUUGCAUAGCGAACUGCUCCUUGCCGUCGCGCACCUACCUGCCGCACCCUUUCAUUCGAUCAACGACAUUUCUCAGUAUGUUGGCUACUGUCAGUACUUCGCUCUUCCGGACGCCGCGACCAGUGACUCUCCAGAAGAGACAGGCAGCGGAGUGGUAAAAAGUAUCAACACCUUCACCGCCAAGCGGGACGAGCUAUCCGGAUGGGUCAUGUGGGCUCUUCAAGCGACGAAGAUAAAAGCUACCUUCGACAAGAAGUUCCACGACAUCAAAGUGUCACCGGCCAUGCUUCGGGAGUACCGCAAAAUACGCGAGCGAAUUGGCUUCGAUACAUACAUAUACAACCCAAAGUUGUACUCCGCGCUUUGGUCGUUCCUCGAAGACGCUGCUCGGAACCAGUUUCCGGAGUACCAAGGAGACGUCACUCAGGCCGAGCACACACGAGAUAUCGACAACGAUGGUAACGCCCACUCCGUGACCAAAUCCGGACCUGUCAACGACCAGGCGAACACAUCGGACCAGGACCUGAUGGACGAGGGUGACACAUCUGCCGCGGACGACGACAUGAACUCCGGAGCGACUGAUGAGGAAGAACAAGCAGAGCCUGGAGGCUUCGCGCAGGGUCAGGUCCGCGCUAGGUGUACAGGCACCAACAAUGACGGAACGGCCUAUAUUGAAGAGAAGGAUCGUGCGAGUUGGCGAUGCCAUCUCCAUGAUCCGGAGAAGAAGAAGAUCACAGCCGCUGCUCGCGCGGCAAGGAAUGCAGCGAAAAAGGCAGCUGCGGCAUCAGAGCCCAAGAAGCAGAAGGGUGGUAACAAGGAAGGGGAGGGAGAAGAUGCGCAGGCAGGCGGAAAACGCGCUCGGAAGCCUGUAGCAGUGGCUGGAGAAGGAGCAGGUCGGGCAUCCAAGAAGCGCUAA
Messenger RNA from Alternaria arbusti, 1005 nucleotides. RefSeq lists its product as uncharacterized. The record is from RefSeq and is a predicted model, not a curated record. Bases 1 to 1005 code for a protein of 334 amino acids. Lineage: Eukaryota; Fungi; Ascomycota; Dothideomycetes; Pleosporales; Pleosporaceae. The transcript is spliced from 2 exons.